AUGAUCACAUUUGGAAAGGACUAUCCUGCAACGCCCCCUAGUGUCCGAGCUUUGACUACAAAUAAAGGACGGUGCCGGUUCAAUCCUAAUAUAUAUGCUUCGGGCAAAGUCUGCUUCACUUGGCGCGGGGAACCUGGAGAGGAGUGGUCAUCUGCACAAGGCCUGGAGUCUAUCUUGAUCUCCAUUCAAAGUCUGCUGUCUAACAACCCCUAUGAGAAUGAACCUGGGUACAAUAAGGCGCACAGUGACACAGCACAGGAUAAUGAGUGGAAGGACAUGCUAACAGAGCUUUCUUUGUAUGCCAAGAUUCGCCAUGAAAACCUCAGAAUUGCAGUCAUUGAGCCUUUGGAGUUGUCUUUGGGUAUCUUGCCAAAUGGAAGUGCAAAGAUAAUUGCAGAACGAGCAUCUGAGGGCGAUGAAGCUGACGAAGAAGAUCAAAAACUGAGCGAAAAUGACAAACCUGUUGUUGAUAAAUUCGCAGACCUUCGCAAAAGACGAUUCUUAUGGUAUUUCGGUUCCUACAUCCAAACGAUUGAUACUGCGGACUCGGAUAUCUCUCGGAAACGCAGAUUCCAGAGAAUGCCUUUCGAAAGUCAGGGCAAUACUAUGGAUGGUCACUUCGAUUACCCCGAAUUAAGACGGCGGAUGGUUUUGCUCAGAGAGAAAAUCAUUUGUGAGACACACAAUUGGUUGUUCGAGGGAAUUGGUGUCAAGGAACAAGACCUGGGCAUCGCAUCAAAUCUGCAGCGCCAGUAUGAACAUAUCGUUGAGGAUCUCAAGCGUCAGAGAAAUUUCGCUGUUGAUCUUGAGCUUGUCGACACGAGUCCUUUCCUUUGGGCAUUUACAUACUUCGGUCGGCCUAUGAGCCACUUGGACGGUGGUAUCUUCAAGUUUAAGAUCUACAUCAGCCCACGUUUCCCAGAAGAACAGCCUCGCGUCUUUGUGGAGACGCCCAUAUUUCAUAUUCGCGUCUCCCGAGAAGGAGUCCUCUGCUAUUUCCCACGUAGAACAGAUGAAAUGCGUUAUCAUAUCGAAGCGAUUGUGGCGGCACUCGAAGAAGAAUCCCCGCCAUAUGAUCCACGGACUACAGUUCAUCCUGAAGCGACCAAGCUUUUCUGGGGAAGCCCUGAAGAUCGCAAGAGAUAUCACAGGGCAUUGCGGCGAUCUGUUGAAAAAAGCGCCGAGUGA
Aspergillus pseudonomiae is the source of this 1188-nucleotide messenger RNA. RefSeq names its product ubiquitin-conjugating enzyme E2. Bases 1 to 1188 code for a protein of 395 amino acids. The transcript is spliced from 4 exons. NCBI's taxonomy places the organism in Eukaryota, Fungi, Ascomycota, Eurotiomycetes, Eurotiales, Aspergillaceae. The record is from RefSeq and is a predicted model, not a curated record.